CACACCAUUGAUCCCAACAACCAAAGAAAAUCACACAACUCUCAAGCUUGUCCAAAAAAAUGGGCUUCAAGUUGUCUCAAACCAAAGACAAGCUAAGAAGGACAAUAUCUCUCACCAAAGGAAGCCGCAACAACAACAACAACGACGACAACAUGGUACACAACGAGAUUGUCCCUAAGGGCCAUUUCCCGGUGUACGUUGGCGAAAUGCACGCGCGAUACGUGAUCCCUAUUGCGUACUUGAACCACCCCUUGUUUCAAAAUCUAUUGCAUUUGGCCGAGGAAGAAUUCGGAUAUGAUCAUCCAUUGGGAGGCCUCACCAUUCCUUGCGAUCAAGAUUACUUCCUUAGCUUGACUUCUCAACUUAGUACCUCUUCCCAUAUGCCACUCUCUUUGUAAUGAUCAUCUACUUUGUCUUCAACAUGGUGUACCCGAUAUAUAUGUAGUAGCUAGAUAGGGUCGAUUGGUUGGGGUCAAAGGGAUUGAAACUAGGAAAGAUCCAUCAAUUUUGGCAAUGAAGAACGAAUCAUUGAUGUUCUUUCAAUUGGCUCUAGUAGUAUAGUACGAUGUAAAUUUUGUGGAUCAGAUAUGAAUAUAUAUGCGGUCUUUCAUAUUAUA
This is a messenger RNA of Andrographis paniculata, 617 nucleotides long. Its product is annotated as auxin-induced protein 15A-like. Bases 60 to 398 code for a protein of 112 amino acids. The record is from RefSeq and is a predicted model, not a curated record. NCBI's taxonomy places the organism in Eukaryota, Viridiplantae, Streptophyta, Magnoliopsida, Lamiales, Acanthaceae. The transcript has a single exon. Gene Ontology annotation, biological process: response to auxin.